Messenger RNA from Coregonus sp. 'balchen', 21338 nucleotides. NCBI's taxonomy places the organism in Eukaryota, Metazoa, Chordata, Actinopteri, Salmoniformes, Salmonidae. The record is from the annotation of a GenBank genome assembly.
AUGAACUGCAACAGCUCGUUCUGGGCACAUGUGUUCAUGACAGCGUAUUUACUAUGGGUCACGGGAUGUGUUGCGCAGAAAGUAAGUAAUACAUGUCUGCUCUUUGUUUACAGUCUAUAUUUUGCCUCAUAAAAAAGCACAGUGAUUUGUUUCACGCGUCAUCGGUCUUAUAGUUUAGUGACUGGCUGAAAACUUGUUAAGCAAGAAUGAAACAUGUAUUAAGUUUCCUUGUUGUUGUUGUUGUUGUUGUUGUUGUUGUGUAGCUAGGUAUUUUCCACCCAGGGAAAGACAGAAUAUAGACUUUCCUGGGUAAUUUGUCAUUACUGUGAGAACUUGAUGCACUGAAUGCACUGUAAACGUAUUGUAGCAGAGUAGUCCGGUAUGCAUGUGAACACCACCCGUGCAUACACAGGGCUCACCUCUCCAGAAGUUUGAGUAUAGUUUUACAUGAAUAAUCACUUUUUAGUAAUCUAAUACCAUUAUCUUAUAAAAGGAUCUACUACCCUAUCGAGUGCUACAAAAAGCUUAUUGACAUGCAUUUCAAUAGGAAGCUUUCAAUAGUAAUCACCCCAAGUUCAAAGUCAUGCUGGGUUCGUAAUUGAGGAAAAUAAGUCAUUAUUUUAUGUGAUUUCCCAGUUGAUCAUGUUGUCAAUCUAUGCAUAAUUGUAUAUAACUGUAAGACAUCACACAUAAAUAUACAUCAAUAUUCGGCUAUAGCCAGGUGUGUUUGCACUUUUUGACAAUCUUAAACAUCAGCUGGCAGUACUCUCUGUAAGGCUGCAUUUUCCAACCAUGGGGAGGAAAACAUCCCAUGACACUGAGCAUGCACUCUAUCUUCUUGUCCUCAACUAUAUCUAGUAGAGUUAAAGGCAAUGGCAUGCAGAGUCAGACAGAGAGAGCAGUGAAAUGAGAACCACAUGGAUGAAGCCAGAGCAGGGCAUGUUCAUCUCCUGUUGGUCUGAGUCUGACUCACUCUCACUUUGUGGUGAAAACAACCCUCCUGCCUGUCUGCCUGUCUGCCUGUCUGCCUGACACUGACAUGGACUUCAUGACUUUAUUCCUGAACAAGAGCUCUCAUGAAUUACCCAGUACAUACUGUAGAGUGGAGACGCCUGACUCCGGCUCUCUGUUAUACAACACACAGCACUUUCUGUCUGACAGGGUUCCUAGUACAGUAGUAUGUAAGUGUAAACCAACCGUUCCCUUACUAUUCAUUAUCAGUGUUACAUGGCACUGGAUUGCAUGGUAUGAUCAGUGGCUUUUUCCUGGUUAUUGGGUUUCCACAUCCACACUAAGUUGUAUGGUGCAACACACCUGAAACAUGUUUAGCAUAGUGGAGGCUGCUGAGGGGAGGACGGCUCAUAAUAAUGGUUGUGCACCAGAGAUGAUGGUGCAGCAGAAGCAGUCCAGGUGACACUCUGGUUUGGGUUUCUUCUCAAUUUGGUCCAAUUCCCAAACUAGGAAGAAACCUGUGUGUAGGCUACAUUCUUAUUAAUAUCUUCUCUCCUCUUCUGAGUGUUCUGUAUGUGAACAUCUGACACUGUAGUAUUGACUUAAAUAGCAUAAGUAUAUGCGCAGCAUCUGGGGAGAAUGAAGCUAUUGAUCUGCCACUGUACUGUAAAUGAAAUAUAAGGCAGAGGCGUCAAAUGACCAAGUGAAUCCAUAACAUUACCGUGUUAUAUAGUGUCUAUGGGCCAUGGAAGUGUGGUAUUUAAUUAUGUUCAGUUAUUAGCAUUUGGGAAAGACUUCCCUAAUCUGUUCAGUGCUUACAGGUGAUUAACAGAGUCCGGCAGAAGGCGUUCUUUUUAAUCACCAAAUUCUUCCUGACAACUUUGGCAGCAGUCAGAAUGAAGCAGUACUAUAAAAUAAUUUCCCCCACUUACUAUGUGGUUUCAGGUGAUGUAGCCUACUCUGUCUCCGCAAUGAUUUGAGUGUGACACGGCCAUUGUAUGUACAGUGCAUUCGGAAAGUAUUCAGACCCCUUGACUUUUUCCACAUUUUGUUACAUUACAGCCUUAUUCUAAAAUGGAUUAAAUAAAACAUUUUCCUGAUCAAUCUACACAUAAUACCCCAUAAUAACAAAUUGAAAAAACAGAAAUACCUUAUUUACAUAAGUAUUCAGACCCUUUGCUAUGAGACUCGAAAUUGAGCUCAGGUGCAUCCUGUUUCCAUUGAUCAUCCUUGAGAUGUUUCUACAACUUGAUUGGAGUCCACCUGUGGUAAACUCAAUUGAUUAGGCAUCAUUUGGAAAGGCACACACCUGUCUAUAUAAGGUCCCACAGUUGACAAUGCAUGUCAGAGCAAAAACCAAGCCAUGAGGUCAAAGGAAUUGUCCGUAGAGCUCCGAGACAGGAUUGUGUCGGAAGAUUUGGGGAGUUUCUCCCAUUCUUCUCUGCAGAUCCUCUCAAGCUCUGUCAGGUUGGAUGGGGAGCAUCGCUGCACAGCUAUUUUCAAGUCUCUCCAGAGAUGUUAGAUCAGGUUCAAGUCUGGGCUCUGGCUGGGCCACUCUAGGACAUUCAGAGACUUGUCCUGAAGCCACUCCUGCGUUGUCUUGGCUGUGUGCUUAGGGUCGUUGUCCUGUUGGAAGGUGAACCUUUGCCCCAGUCUGAGGUCCUGAGCGCUCUGGAGCAGGUUUUCAUCAAGGAUCUCUCUGUACUUUGCUCCAUUCAUCUUUCCCUUGUUCCUGACUAGUCUCCCUGUCCCUGCCGCUUAAAACAUCCCCAUGGCAUGAUGCUGCCACCACCAUGGUGCCAGGUUUCCUUCAGACGUGGCGCUUGGCAUUCAGGCCAAAGAGUUCAAUCUUGGUUUCAUCAGACCAGAGAAUGUUGUUUCUCAUGGUCUGAGAGUCCUUUAGGUGCCUUUGGCAAACUCCAAGCAGGCUGUCAUGUGCCUUUUACUGAGGAGUGGCUUCCGUCUGGCCACUCUACCAUAAAGGCCUGAUUGGUGGAGUUCUGCAGAGAAGGUUGUCCUUCUGGAAGGUUCUCCCAUCUCCACAGAGGAACUCUGGAGCUCUGUCAGAGUGACCAUCGGGUUCUUGAUCGGGUUCUUGGUCACAUUCCUGACCAAGGCCCUUCUCCCCUGAUUGCUUAGUUUGGCCGGGCAACCAGCUCUAGGAAGAGUCUGGUUGGUUCCAAACUUCUUCCAUUUUAGAAUGAUGGAGGCCACUGUGUUCUCGGGGACCUUCAAUGCUGCAGAAAUGUUUUGGUACCCUUCCCCAUAUCUGUGUCUCUGUGUCUCAACGCAAUCCUGUCUCGGAGCUCUAGGGACAAUUCCUUCGACCUCAUGGCUUGGUUUUUGCUUUGACAUGCACUGUCAACUGUGGGACCUUUUAUAGACAGGUGUGUGCCUUUCCAAAUAAUGUCCAAUCACUUGAAUUUACCACAGGUGGACUCCAAUGAAGUUGUAGAAACAUCUCAAGGAUGAUCAAUGGAAACAGGAUACACCUGAGCUCAAUUUCGAGUCUCAUAGCAAAGGGUCUGAAUACUUAUGUAAAUAAGGUAUCUCAGUGUUUAUCUUUUAUAAAUUUAUAAAAGGCAGUUUUCACGUUGUCCUUAUGGGGUAUUGUGUGUAGAUUGAUGAGAUUGAAAAAAAAAAAUCAAAUUUAGAAUAAGGCUGUAACGUAACAAAAUGUGAAAAAAGGGAAGGGUUCUGAAUACUUUCCGAAUGCACUGUAAAUAUUAGUUCUGACCACACACUACUACAACACUAGGAAGGAGAAUCUCUAAGGCUACGAACUGUCAAGACUCGUCCCCAUCCACUGUGACUGAGUGGCGGUGAGCAGUAGAAUUCUUAGAACUGAACAACAAAAGCCCUUGGUAUAUUGAAUUGUCAGCGUCCCCAGCUUUAGUUUCUGUGUGCGUAGGGUGCUCACUAUCUUUGCAAUUAUCUGCCUGAUGGGGCACUCUAAAUGAUGGCUUUGUCCUCUUGGCCUCUUUUGUAUUAAGUUGAUUUUUGGAACAGCGUAAACAGGCUUGGAAUUCAAUGCAUCAACCCCCUAAAGGAAAUCGUUCAACUUUGAUAAAUCCACCACCCGAACAUCUAGACAAAUGAGAACCACCCUAACAUCUAGACAAAUGAGAACCACCCUAACAUCUAGACAAAGGAGAACCACCCUAACAUCUAGACAAAUGAGAACCACCCUAACAUCUAGACAAAUGAGAACCACCCUAACAUCUAGACAAAUGAGAACCACCCUAACAUCUAGACAAAUGAGAACCACCCUAACAUAUAGACAAAUGAGAGCCACCCUAACAUUACAUUUACAUUUUAGUCAUUUAGACAAAUGAGAACCACCCUAACAUCUAGACAAAUGAGAGCAUGUUUGACAUUUAAGUUAGGAAAUAUUACAGAAUCUUUUCAUAAUUUCAUUGCUUAUUCUAAUGUUGAUUUUUAAAUGAGCAUCCAUUUGAUAGAGGGAACAACCCUAAAGAUAGAACCACUGACGAAUUCAUCCCUUAGCUAAAUGUUUAAAGUCCAUAAAGAAACUAGUUCAUACUGUAAACACAUAUUGGUCAGACAGUGAGGUUGGCAUGGUGGUAAAUAAACUGUACUGUUACUUUAAGUGGGAUGAAUGGGCCAGGCAGAGAGAGGGAGCGAGAGGGAGAGAGAGAGAGAGAGCUCUAGCUGCCCUGCUAGCUGGCCUGGCUGUUCUGGCUGUGAGUGUUGUUGUCAUCCUGCAUGGUGGGGCUACUCGCUCAGCUGCUGAGAGAUUAAUUACUCAGGAUGCAUCCAUUCACUGCCUGGAUCACAUUCCAAAUCUGGAAAUUAUUUCUCCAAAUUGGUCUGAACCACCAUGGAGACAUAACACUGACUGACUGCAUCCAUCAACAUGCUUUACUUCCUAGGCUAGGCGUCCUUAGUUAAUGACUGUUACUGCAACCUCCUCCUAUCCAGAGAGGAAGAAAAAUACAGGGAAAACUAUGUUAAUUGGUGUGUGCACCACAAAUGUGGAACCCCAUAUCCAACAUCCCACCCACCCAGCCACAUAUCUAUGUGGAGUUGGAGGGUUCACCACCACCACAAUACUGAACAUUCCACUGUCUCAUGCAGAGCAGAGAAAAUGUGUGGCCCCAACAUUGACAACCAAAGAUUAUCGUGGCCUUGAUGUUAAUUUGUAACGGUCAGUAUUUUGUGUGGUGAUUAGAGUAUGAGGACUCUGUUCUCCAAGGUCAGUGGCGACAGCUUCAGCUAGAGCCCAAUCAGGAAGCUCACCUGUUGUUUGUAAACUCACCCUGAGUGAAGAUGAGAGCACAGGAUACCUGCAUACACACACACCAUACUUAUUGUAUAACUUGUGGGCUCGUGUAUCAGUGCCUUUUCACAGCUGUGGACGGACAACACCGGGUGCAAGGAUGUUGUCUUUAGUAUAGUGCUUCUAUGACACAAAAAUUCAGCAUUCUCCACCGUAGAAAUAACCCUAAAGUCUAUGCUCUAGAUUUCUGUCCGUGUCUGACCUGACCAGCAACAGUGGCUAAAUGAUUGGAGACAGACAGACAUACAGAGGAGCUGCUGAGCCCUGGGUUAUAUAACACUUCAUCUGGGAGUUGGCAUAGCUGAAGCGUCAGCCUGUGGAGCAGUGUCACUUUUCUACUCCAGUAAACAGCGCCUGGAAGGAUCCCUGCCCCCUUGAGGGGCCCGUCUGGCUGUUUAGGAGCCAGUCAGGGGCUGUUUGUGCAUGUGAAGGAGUGAGGGAAUGGAAUGAGUGAGUGUGUGACAGCGAUCGCUAUGGGAUGUCGAGCCGCUGUUUCAAGGGUUUUAGCUGGGGGUACUCACUAACCUGUUGUUAAGGUUCAAUUCCUCUGUAAGGUCUUCAGUUGUUAGGGAGAGGGUUCAAAAUUCAUUUUCCAAACAGCAAAUCAAUCAUAGGGAUAUACUUUUAGUAGGCUUUGUAUAAAGUUCGAACUAUAUUUCAGGUAAUUUGCAGUUCUGGAAAUGUUGUUCCGACAAAGGAUUCAAGUUGCUUAACGUUAUCAAUAUUAUGGUCAACCUCAAACUAAUCACAGGGUUUCAUUUGACAUUCUAAUGCACAAGUCAUUCUACACAAUUAUAUGCUUGUUUUCUCUACUUUUGUACAGGGAUCUCCGUGUGGCACAACUGGGGUGCGAUGACCGAUCAGCAGGGUCUUAUGUAAACUUUCUGCCUGCUCCUACUUAUUAACAUCACUUCAUUAAAGUGUUAUCUCCCAUCCCACCAUGAAGUGGUGCAACCAAAUGGCACUGCUGCCCGUUGUUCCCCAUGAGAAAAGGCUUCCUUAAAUAAUGACCGCCCUGGCUGCCACUGCCAGUGUUAGAGGCCUGUGUCUGUGAUGUAACAGAACUGGGAUGUUUGGCUUUAUAAGAAUGUCCCAUUUCCAAUUUACACUGUGGCACUGAGGUCAUUCAUGUGUAGUCUACCAUGUACGUCACACCACAGUGAGGGUGGCGGACCUCCAGAUAGCCAGCCCAGUCCUAGUGCAGCCAGAGCCAGGGAAAUGACACAGUCCCUGUCCCUCCCUCCCUCCCUGACACAGUUCUCUCUCUUUCUAUGUAGCCCACACACUGUCAAUAGAAAGAGCCUGGCUACACAAAAGUGGAUUUGGACACUUAUAUUGGUCACGGAGACAGACAACCCCCCCCCCCCCCCCAUGUUGCCAAGCUGUUCCCUUCAUUCUAUAGGGUAUUGCACAAUACCACUACACUGCACAACACCGUAGAGCAAAAACGGAAAUUGGCUUACUCUCUGCAACCUCUCUGGGAAUGGCAUUUGACCAGUUGAAAAUGUCAUCCGCGUAAUUAUGUAUUGUUGUUGUGGCGUUCAUGACAUGAGUUCCUAGUAAGUCCAAGGCCAUUUUCUCUUUUGCACCUUACUAUGACAUAAUGCUGUCACACUAAACAGCAGAGAAAGCAUUGAGAAAGAAAAUGCUAUUUUACAACACUCUUAGAACUAGUUGGGCUUCAAAGUACUGACUGUGCCUUGAUUCUUGUAAUUUAUCACUGUUAUAUAAGCCUCUAUCACUAUCAAGUUGUAUUUACCACUGCAUAAAUUAGAAUUUGUUUCUGUAAUUAUUUCAUUUUGGUGCCUAAACUUGACAAUGAGUGGACUGUGUCCAUAGCAAUAAAAUGUUUACAACUUUAAGUUAAUCUUAAAGAGCCACUGAACACACCGAUUGGCACGUGUGUUUUUCUGUUGCUCAUUAGAAAAACAAGAUUUAAAUCUUGGAGGUGUGUUUCCGAUUCCGCGUUUGGUUAAUGAUGUUUGUCCCCCAUCAGACACUGUAGACGCAGAAGCCUAUUUCACGUUUUCGCUGAGGAUGUUUUGGUUGCGCAGUUUUACAUCUAACUAAGGUGUUUGGUGCAGUAUUUCUCAAGUAAAAAAAUGUGCGACAUGUUGUCUUAUGUAAACGAAGUCAGAGCUGCCGGGCAGGUCUGUCUCACUGUCUAUGCUAUUGGAUAGAGAGCAAUCACCACAGCUGCUCACCCAAUGUUAGUGGGGAAAUGUACAUCCUCAAAUCAAAAACCCAACCUUCAUUUACCCGUUGAGACGCACGGAUGUUCCAAACUCCGUUUUAGACGAGACUGACUUUAUGUCAAUUUUGACACUGGAAUAACUGUUUCUGACUCCUAUCGAUGUCACAUAGGCCGUUUUCAAAGGGAUUUGUUGCUUUUUAAAGGCAGUCCUUCUUUAAUUUCUUUAACAGAAGCUGUUAUUAUAGUUUGUCAAUAAUAUUUAAUACAAACCAAAAACACAUACUGGAUAACAAGCACAACACAUGAUAAGCUGCUUGGCUCUUUCCCAUGCAUAUAAUAUACGUAUUUUCCCAUGGUUAGUAAUGAUAGCUGAGAUAAUACACUGUUGCAAUGUUUUGAUCCAAUGUUUUUAAUCCAAUGUUGUUCACCAACAUAUUGCAAAAGUGUUGAGUCAUUAAGCGGGCAGGAUAGGGAGGUCUGAAACAGAUUGAAUACAUAUGCUGCUACGUGAUGAUCAAGCGAUCAGGACUGAGGACUAUCACACCUCUGGCGUGAUAUGCAUUCAAUAUUUGUAUUCAAUAUUUUCGGUGCAUUCAUGUGCUUUGAAAACACCUCUUUCGUUAACUGUACAGAACACACACACAUAUGUAUGCCCUUACUGCCCUCCAUCUCUCUGUAAGGGACAUUCUGACCUGGCUGUGAGGCUGCCAGCUGUAUCAGCAAUAGUGAGGUCUUUGAGUUGCAGUCAGAAGGACGGAGGGGGUUGCUGGGGCCAAACCUAGCAGCAGCCUCUCUCAUACAGUCAUGAUUGAAAAAUACAUCUAGAUUUAGCUUCUAAGAAUCUGAGGAAUGCCUUUGAUAAAUGCAUGCAUAUGGAGAGAUGAGAUGGGUCAUGUAGCGGCAAUCAAAGCGUCUAUCUGGAGUUGGUCGAUGGCAGUGGUGCUGGUGCUCCUUUUACACACACCAUACACACACACCGGGUCUUGAGUGCGUUUUGAAAUGUGUUCCCAACCAGACUACUAGUGUUGCCUGUGGCAUUGGCUGGUGUUUUACCUGUCUGGUGGUGGAGGCUGUGCUGGUUGAGCCCCGGCUAGGUCAUCGCUCAGUUCCCACAGUCCAGAACCUGGGCUGAGAGGAAAGCUCAUAAACACACCAGCCCUCCUACAAAGGUCUGGACCUGAGCUCUGGGCCCAGCGGCUCCAGCCACACAUCUGCCUCUGCUUAGCCAGGCUCAGGUCCCCCUCCACCUUCCACCCAACACACCUGGGAAGCAUUACAGCCAGCUCAGCGUGUUUUAAGAAACCCUUCCCAGGGUUACCCAAGCACAGGCAUGCAAGGCACCGCCACCGCUUUGAUAUACUAGCUGGCAGAGGAGGGUUGAAUAGUUCAGGUCUGGAUGCAGUUAAUUGUUUUUUAGGCAAUCUGCAAUUCAGCUCAACUGUGUUAUUUGUUUAAAAGACAGCCUUAUUUGUAUUAUAUGUCCAUGUUGUACUCUACAAAAAGUCCCUAGACGUUAUUUUUUUUAAAUGUCUGCUGAUUUUCUGUAAGUCUUUAACAAGUGCUGGUAUACAGUAGAGAUGUCGAUCAUUAGAGAUGCUAGCGUUUUAACGUACACUCCUGUCCCCCUCACCAAGCCCAUGUAUGUUUUUAUUGCAGGUCUACUUUGAUUGUGGAGCUAAGGUGGAUGUUGUGGAAGUCCAAGGCCUCAUCCUGUCUCCUGGGUUUCCCUUUAACUAUUCCUCAGGGACCCACUGUGUCUGGCAGUUCUUUGUGCCUGUCGGCCACCAGCUCAUACUGGAGAUAUUUGACUUUGAUGUGUUCGAGAGCCACGACCCCUCCACCCAGUACACUGCGAUCUCUAACUUGAAAGUGGAAGAUGCUGAGGCUGACGAUGGGGUAACGUUCCCAUCUGGGGGUCCUGUCACAGAUGAAAAUGUGUCAAUGCUGGCUAAAGACGCCCCUGUACCUAAGGCUCAGGGGGGCAGAGCGAAAGCCCACCAGUCCUCCUUCCAAAAUGACAAGGUCAAGCAGGUGGUGGUGCAAGAGCAGUCCACCAAGAUGGAGAUCGCCAAAGUCUCCAACUCUGCUAAAAGGUCCACCUCUGACACUGCAUCCCCACAUCCCCCCUCACACCUCCUCCUACCCAGGGCCCAGGCAGCGGUGAACUCAAUCACCUCUCCUCUCCUCAGAGGCGACCCUGACCUAAAUCCUACCCCUAACCCCAGAGCAGCAGCCCCAGACCUGGCUGUGAUUGUAGACAAGGCCACCACUGCGACCUCUCCGCCCCCCACGGACACAGAGUUAGUGAGCCCUGAGACCCAGCAGUCGGUGGUGGACGCUUGCCCCCACGACGUCCUCUACAUCUCGGACCUCCUCACCUUCUCCUCGCGCUUCUGUGGCUCCAACCGGCCCUCCAGCAGCCAGCUGGUGUUUGGCUCCAGCCAGGAGAUGGUAGAGGUCAUCAUGGAGUUGAUCACCACCACCCACUGGGGCCGCGGCUUCGCCCUGCUCUUUCACUACCACAACCGGACAGAACAGGAUGGAGAUGACCCCCAGCACACCUACGCCCCUGCCGGGGCCAGCAAGAUGGACUCUCUGCUGGCCGCCAUGAGCGGAGCAGCCUUCUUUGCCAUGGUGCUCACCAGCGCUCUGUGCAUCAUUUUCAGGUAUGUAAAAGCAUUCAGAGAGAGUUGCUGUGAUAUGAUAUCCCUUUGUCACACACGUGUUGUGUUAUAAAUAGGUUGCUCUGACUCCCUGAUAUCGAACCAGCACCUCAGGGGUGACAUGCAGAGAGAAAUGUGCCAGUGUGACCGGUGUUGUACAUUGUGUUUUGAUCGGCUUACAUAUACAGUGCAUUGGGAAAGUAUUCAGACCCCUUGACUUUUUCCACAUUUUGUUAUGUUACAGCCUUAUUCUAAAAUUGAUUAAAUUAAAGAAAAUCUUCAUCAAUCUACACACAACCGGUUAUUCAAAUGUUUUGCACAUGUAUUACAUAUAAAAACAGAAAUACCUUAUUUACAUAAGUAUUCAGACCCUUUGCUAUGAGACUUGAAAUACUCUCCCGAGUGUCGCAGUGGUCUAAGACACUGCAUCGCAGUGCUAGCUGUGCCACUAGAGAUCCUGGUUCGAAUCCAGGCUCUGUCGUAGCCGGCCGUGACCGGGAGACCCAUGGGGUGGCGCACAAUUGGCCCAGCGUCGUCCAGGGUAGGGGAGGGAAUGGCCGGCAGGGAUGUAGCUCAGUUGGUAGAGCAUGGCGUUUGCAACGCCAGGGUUGUGGGUUCGAUUCCCACGGUGGGCCAGUAUGAAAAAUAAAAAUAUUACGUAUAUAUAUUACGACUAACUGAAAGUCGCUCUGGUAAAUGACUAAAAUGUAAAUUAUUGAUCAUCCUUGAUGUUUCUACAACUUGAUUGGAGUCCACCUGUGGUAAAUUCAAUUGAUUGGACAUCAUUUGGAAAGGCACACACCUGUCUAUAUGAGGUCCCACAGUUGACAGUGCAUGUCAGAGCAAAACCCAAGCCAUGAGGUCGAAGGAAUUGUCCGUAGAGCUCCGAGACAGGAUUGUGUCGAGUCACAGAUCUGGGGAAGGGUACCAAAAUAUUUCUGCAGCAUUGAAGAAGUUUAGAACCACCAAGACUCUUCCAAGAGCUGACCGCCCAUCCAAACUGAGCAAUCGGGGGAGAAGGGCCUUGGUCAGGGAGGUGGCCAAGAUCCCAAUGGUCACUCUGACAGAGCUCCAGAGCUCCUCUGUGGAGAUGGGAGAACCUUCCAGAAUCAGGCCUUUAUGGUGGAGUGGCCAGACGGAAGCCACUCCUCAGUAAAAGGCACAUGAGAGCCUGCUUGGAGUUUGCCAAAAGGCACCUAAAGGACUCUGAUCUGAUGAAACCAAGAUUGAACUCUUUGGCCUGAAUGCCAAGCGUCACGUCUGGAGGAAACCUGGCACCAUCCCUACGGUGAAGCAUGGUGGUGGCAGCAUCAUGCUGUGGGGAUGUUCUUCAGCGGCAAGGACUGGGAGACUAGUCAGGAUCGAGGGUAAAGAUGAACGGAGCAAAGUACAGAGAGAUCCUUGAUGAAAACCUGCUCCAGAGUGCUCAGGACCUCAGACUGGGGUGAAGGUUCACCUUCCAAGAGGACAACAACCCUAACCACACAGCCAAGACAAUGCAGGAGAGGAUUCGGGAUAAGUCACUGAAUAUCCUUGAGUGACCCAGCCAAAGCCCGGACUUGAACCCGAUCUAACAUCUCUGGAGAGACCUGAAAAGAGCUGUGCAGCGACUCUCCCCAUCCAACCUGACAGAGCUUGAGAGGAUCUGCAGAGAAGAAUGGGAGAAACUCCCUAAAUACUGGUGUGCCAAGCUUGUAGCGGCAUACCCAAGAAGACUCGAGACUGUAAUCGCUGCCAAAGGUGCUUCAACAAAGUACUGAGUAAAUGGUCUGAAUACUUAUGUGAUAUUUCUGUUUUUUAUUUAUAAUAAUAAAUGUGCAAAAAUGUCAACCCAUCUGUUUUUGCAUUGUCGUUAUGGGGUAUUGUGUGUAGAUUGAUGAUGGAAAAAAAUAAUAUAUUUGUAAAAAAUAAAAUUUGUACUUUUUACCACUUUUACCCCCAAAUUUCGUGAUAUCCAUUUGGUAGUUACAGUCUUGUCCCAUCGCUGAAACUCCCGUAUGGACUCGGGAGAGGCGAAGGUCGAGAGCCAUGCGUCCUCCGAAACACGACCCUGCCAAGCCGCACUGCUUCUUGACACUGCUUGCUUAACCCGGAAGCCAGCUGCACCAAUGUGUCGGAGGAAACACUGUACAGCUGGCGACCGACGUCAGCGUGCAUGCGCCCGGCCGCCACAAGGAGUCACUAGAGCGCGAUGGGACAAGGACAUCCCAGCCGGCCAAACCCUCCCCUAACCCAGAUGACACUGGUUCAAUUGUGCGCCGCCUCAUGGGUCUCCGGGUCGUGGCCGGCUGCGACACAGCCCGGGAUUGAACCCAGAUCUGUAGUGACGCCUGUAGCACUGCGAUGCAGUGCCUUAGACCGCUGCGCCAAUUUUGUUUAUAAAAAAAUUAAAAAACGUAACAAAAUGUGGAAAAAGUCAAGGUCUGAAUACUUUCCGAAUGCACUGUAACAAUAAUCUUGCUUCACAUAACAGUACAAUAACAAACGCAAUGAACACUAUAGCUUCUAGGCUUAGGCUAGCCAACUUUCUCAAUGACAGCCAGGCGUUACAUACAGUACAGUACAUGACAUGCACUUGCGAACUGCUAACAGUAAAAUAUCGUCAAAAUAUCUUAACAAACAAAACACAUGACAUACCUGAUAAUAACAGGAAAAACUUGCUGUGCUGCCCUUAUACGCCAACUCCUCUGCAAAGUACAAAUUCACAGGGGGACAUGAGUAGCCCAAUGACGAUGUAGCCUACAGUAAAAAGUACAAUAGUUAGCUAACAUGUACAGUAUGCAUAACGUAACAGAUAAAAAAGUUCAUAAAUGCAUGAAUAUCCCAAUAUACUGGUAGAAGACCAUAAUAUUGCACUGUCAAGGACCAUAUAAACUCAUUAUGUGUUUUAACAUGUAGGAUUGAUUAUGACUUUCAUGGCACAAUUUUACUGUAACCUACCUCUUCCACAUGGGUACAGUAGACAGGGAAGAGGUAAGGGGGGCAGGGGAUGUUUAUGAGGGGGAAUACAAGAGGAGAAGGAAGUGUGCAACAUUAAAAAGGGCACUGACAACAACAAAAGGAAUCUACAGUAAUAUCAGGCAUGGAACUUUUCAGAUUUUGUGUAAUUAUACAAUAUGAAAUUCAACACUUGGUACACCAGAACAUUUUGUUUUGUCAUACACGUGUGAUUGCUUUCCCUAUUUCCCAGAGACAUACAGUUCUCAAGCAUAAACAAGACCAUGCACAAUGUGAAUGAUUGUCUCUUCAUGAUCCCUGUAGUUCACCUGUGCAACAUCUUCAGGUAAAGCAAGCCAUGCAGAAAGAAUGGAGUCAUAAAGAUACCUUUGUCAGACACGUUUUGUACUAUAAAUACAUUUCCCUGACAACCUGAGACAUGCAGUUCUCAAGCAUAAACAUAAACAAGACCGUGCACAUUCUGCACAAUGGCAAGAAUUGUCCUUUUAUGACCCUCUUAUGUCUUCAGUUCCUUGUCAUCCAAGGGAGAUGGCACAACUGUUGGGUCUUUGAUGUUGGCCAGUGUAACAAAGAUUCCUCCCAUGAAUGAGAUAGUCUACCAGUCAGUCCUCCUCCUCCACUAGUGUGCUGCUGCUGCUGAUGGCCUGCCUGUUGACUCAGCUGGAGGCCUGGGUUGGUCCCUGAUGUGACCCAGUGAAGUGGUCGGCUGUAUCUGCCUUGAUGUGCAGCAUUCUCACCAUUAUACAGAGAGAGGGAGAGGGAGCGAGACACGGAGGGAGCGAUACGGAGGGAGGGAGGGUGAGGGCCAUUCAAGGUGCAGCACCUGGCAUCGAUUCCAACUGACAAAGAGAAAUGCAGCCAUACAAAAGCCAGCAGGAGAAAAAGGAAGGAAGAUAAAGAGAAGCGGAGAUCCUCGUGCUGCUGUGCUGUGAGCCUCUGUCCUGCCCAGGUGCCAUGGUGGUUGUUUAAUAGAACAAGAACAACAUACAGUAUCAGAAUAUGUAAUUUACAGGUUGUUCUCUCGGUCAAUCCCAUUUGGAGACAACAGUAGCACAUGCUGCUUGUAUUAGUUCUAUCAGGGUGUAAUAUUAUCCAUGCCAGGUGACUAAAUGAGUAUCACCGUUUUACUCUACCGGCCUGAUUCACAUCUCUAGUUCCCUCCAGGAAGGUUUAAAUUCCCAUACAUAAAAAACAUCUAUCUCUAUGUAAAUUCCCCUCAAUCUAGUCAACCCAACUCAAAGGAAAAGCAAUGUUUUUUUUUAUUACUUGUGAAAUGUUACAUUUUUCUCAGCUUGAAAGCAUUCUGUUUUGAAAACAAAAAUACACACAAUACUUUAUGAUAUACUGUAGCAACAUACAUCGCCGUGAAAUAGGUUGUACAGUAGAAAUAUGUUAUUGGUUAUUCUCCAAAACCGAUGUGUGGCUGUUGAGCACAAUAAGCCCAUUUGUGUAGUUCUUACUUCUUGCUGUUAAUUAAAGGAAAAUGGAAAACACACUUCUAAUAAAAUGAAAGUCUAAUUACCAGGAACAACAACACACGCAUAAAACAUGAUCAGGAAGCCAAGAAGGCCAUUUCCAUCAUGCGUAGUAUUAGAGCAGUUAGAGUUGUAUUAGUCCCGUCCUGGCACCAUGUUUUUAAUUGUACCAGAAAUGGGUACACAAAAGCAUUUAGAUCUCCGUUAAUGAACAGAAUCCCCUCAUAGCUGCUGGAGCUGUUUGUAUGUAGUGAGUUAGUUAGCUAGACUGAUUAUGUUUCGAGGAAGAACCUCAGUGAAGGCAAUCCGUUCCAGUUUCUAAUUGUGGGAGAAUAUGGUCAUUUUGUAAAACAUUUUGGAGAACAGUUGCCCUAAAUAACAGUCAAGCUUUCACAAAUAGCAUGAAAGAGAAUGUCGCCAAAAGUCAAGAAAGUAAAUAAUGGUUUUCAAAGAUAUGUUAAACAGUUAAAAAAUGCAUAACUGAAAUGUUGUGGCUCUUUUUGUUUUUCAGACCUAAACUAUGUCCGAAAACAGCCAGCUCCUGCUCAUCCAACAACUCUGAGGUAAACGGAAAACCACCCCUGUGUGUGUGUGUGUGUGUGUGUGUGUCUGUCUGUCCAGACAUUCCUCUGUAGGCUAGCUUCUGACUGGAAUCAGGGAACAUUUACUUCAUAUCCUCUAGACUACAGUCACUGGAACAAAUGCAAAUACUCUCCGCUGGCCUGGCGCUGUUGUUGUCCAACUUCUCCCACGCAGGGCAGGCAGCCUCAGAGGUAGACUGACUGGGGUCAGACUGACUGACUCACACAUACACACACUGGACAAGUUACACUUCCCUAUGACACUUCUAUUUGGGAUUGAACUUCAGUGUGCUAAGAAGGAACAAAGCAAAACAGUCCUACAAGUUCUGGUCUCUUUUAGUAUUGUAUUGCCACUAGAUCAUAAUACCCCACUGGUUAUCAAAACAUUUUAUGAAUUGAUCAAAACAACUUCAGUUCAUGUCUGUAUUUCAGUGCUGUGCAUCCCUACUCCCUUGGUGUAUGUGCUGUGGUAGGCAGCUGUAGUAGUACAUGCUGACUCUAAAUUGUAGGUGCAGGAGGGAGUGCAGAACUCUGGAGCUGAUGUCCGUGAGCUGCAGCUGGUGGCUCCUAAUCAGCCCGGCCUGGAAGUCCCUGACAUGGCAGAGAACGACAACAACCACUCUCUCAGCAUCACACAAACAGGUGGGUAUGCACACGCACGCAUUCAUGCAUGCAUGCUCACACACACACACUCUCUGUCUAUCUCCUCUCUCUCCCUCUAACACUCCCCUGUUUUCCCCUCUGCUUGUGCUCCAGCCACCUAGCCUAGUGAAUCCCCUCGCUCCACCUGCCCUCCAUGAUUGAGGGGUACCGCUGGGGUGUUUGGUCAGGUUCCAACCUGGCUGACAAUUACUUUAUCUGCCCCUAAACUGAACUUACAUGUUCAGCAUAAUUGGGGCAUUGUUAUUUCAUUCAGCUGUGAAACUAUGACAUAAAAAUGGUACACUGGGCCUGACUGUCAGACCUCCAACACACAGUAAUAGAGCUGGUAGGAUUCUAAACAGUAAUAGAGCUGGUAGGAUUCUAAACAGUAAUAGAGCUGGUAGGAUUCUAAACAAUAAUAGACUGGUAGGAUUCUAAACAAUAAUAGAACUGGUAGGAUUCUAAACAAUAAUAGAACUGGUAGGAUUCUACACAAUAAUAGAACUGGUAGGAUUCUACACUAAUAGAACUGGUAGGAUUCUAAACAGUAAUAGAACUGGUAGGAUUCUAAACAGUAAUAGAGCUGGUAGGAUUCUAAACAGUAAUAGAGCUGGUAGGAUUCUAAACAGUAAUAGAACUGGUAGGAUUCUACACAAUAAUAGAACUGGUAGGAUUCUACACAAUAAUAGAACUGGUAGGAUUCUACACAAUAAUAGAGCUGGUAGGAUUCUACACAAUAAUAGAACUGGUAGGAUUCUAAACAAUAAUAGAGCUGGUAGGAUUCUAAACAAUAAUAGAACUGGUAGGAUUCUACACAAUAAUAGAACUGGUAGGAUUCUAAACAGUAAUAGAGCUGGUAGGAUUCUAAACAGUAAUAGAGCUGGUAGGAUUCUAAACAGUAAUAGAGCUGGUAGGAUUCUAAACAGUAAUAGAGCUGGUAGGAUUCUAAACAAUAAUAGAGCUGGUAGGAUUCUAAACAAUAAUAGACUGGUAGGAUUCUAAACAAUAAUAGAACUGGUAGGAUUCUAAACAAUAAUAGAACUGGUAGGAUUCUAAACAAUAAUAGAACUGGUAGGAUUCUAAACAGUAAUAGAGCUGGUAGGAUUCUAAACAGUAAUAGAGCUGGUAGGAUUCUAAACAGUAAUAGAGCUGGUAGGAUUCUAAACAAUAAUAGAGCUGGUAGGAUUCUAAACAGUAAUAGAACUGGUAGGAUUCUAAACAAUAAUAGAACUGGUAGGAUUCUAAACAAUAAUAGAACUGGUAGGAUUCUAAACAAUAAUAGAACUGGUAGGAUUCUAAACAAUAAUAGAACUGGUAGGAUUCUAAACAGUAAUAGAGCUGGUAGGAUUCUAAACAGUAAUAGAGCUGGUAGGAUUCUAAACAAUAAUAGAGCUGGUAGGAUUCUAAACAGUAAUAGAGCUGGUAGGAUUCUAAACAAUAGAGCUGGUAGGAUUGUAAACAGUAAUAGAGCUGGUAGGAUUCUACCACAGACUGAAUGAGUAGACAUAUUUUCUCAUGAUCACGGCCAUAGAAUGGCUCUAAAUGACUAAAAUGUAAUGUAAAUUACUGUUACACACCUGAAGUAAUGUUUAACACUGGUGCAUAGGAGAAUCGGUGUGUAGUAGAAUUCACCAAUACAGCUCAAAAUAUGUGAAAUCAUUAAGGUAUUCCGUGUGCACAGUAGCUGCAUACAUUUAAUCAAUAACCUGUGUGGAAGGAAAUUGGCUGCAACAUUACUGUCCACGCAUUAUGUUCCUGAGUCAUUUGAAAAUGUAUUUCUUCUGUGGGAAUAUGUGAGGCCAGCUUGUAGUGGAUGUAGCUGAGUGAAUGGGAGGUGGGAAGUGCAGUAUUAGAAGUCUCAAUGGAAAAUGGCUUUAGUUUUGGAGGAACACUGGGUUUAUCCCAGAACAAUCCAAAGGCUCUCUCAUUGUAGCUGAUCCCACAGAGAGAUUUACAGGUCGUGACAUUUAACCUAUAUAACAGCGUGAGAGCAUUAGGAAUACCAUGUUUCUCCUCACGCUGAGUUCAACCAUGUCACUAUGAGUUUUGUUCUAUUUUUAGCACCCUAUUGUAAUCUUUCAAGAAUUAAUUAAAUUAAGUACAUUAUUUUUGGUUCUCGGCCUCCUUGGGUUAUUCCUUUUCAUGGUUUGAGUGUGAGUACCUUUUGAACUCACUAUGAGUUAACAGAAAUAUGAGUGGACAAGUACUGUGGCUACACAGUGUACUUGGGUACACAGUGUAGUGAUAUACAGUAGCCUAUGGAGACCAAUCUGUAACAAUCCAUUUCAAGUGCUCUUUUAGGGACAAGCAGUGGAAGUUAGCGUAAACUAAGGUUGUGCCUUCAAUGUAGCAAUGUUUUAAUUGUAGGCUGUCACUAUACAAGUAAAUGAUUCAAAAACAAAUAUCCCUUCCUUUCCUUCCCAGGUUCCCCGGUCAGUGUUGGUGGUGAUAUGUCCGAGCAUGCUGAAGUGGACCUCUCAUCCAGUGGUCUCACGGAACUGGACUUGGGGACAGAUGAGGUGUUUAUCAUUUCAUCUGCGCCCAGUCCGAGCAGCAGACUGCUGUUCUCGGCCCAUACGGUAAGGAGCGAGGUGAGGCAGGUAACCCAGAGAACCUCCUCUAGGGGUGGCAUGACACCCAGACAGUAGCAGAGAACCUCCACUAGGGGUGGCAUGACACCCAGACAGUAGCAGAGAACCUCCUCUAGGGGUGGCAUGACACCCAGGCAGUAGCAGAGAACCUCCACUAGGGGUGGCAUGACACCCAGGCAGUAGCAGAGAACCUCCUCUAGGGGUGGCAUGACACCCAGGCAGUAGCAGAGAACCUCCUCUAGGGGUGGCAUGACACCCAGGCAGUAGCCAUGAACCUCCACUAGGGGGGGCAUGACACCCAGGCAGUAGCAGAGAACCUCCUCUAGGGGUGGCAUGACACCCAGGCAGUAGCAGAGAACCUCCUCUAGGGGUGGCAUGACACCCAGGCAGUAGCAGAGAACCUCCUCUAGGGGUGGCAUGACACCCAGGCAGUAGCAGAGAACCCAGGAGAUUGGGGGUAGGAGAGGGUUUGACUCAGCAUUUUUGCUUGUGCUCUAUUGGAAUAAGAAUUGUCAUAAGGCAGGCCUGGCAGAUAUUAGAGAGCUGGCGAGCUUUCCUGCAGCCUAGCCUAAUGGAUGUAUUAUCUGGGGAGUCAGUUUCCCAGCUUCAAGUGUGUGUGUGUGUGUGUGCGCUGUUGUGCAUUGUGGUGCGUGGUCUGUGUGUGUGUUUCUGUGCACGCUGGGGGUGGGGGUGGGGGGGUGGGGGGGGUCUCGUCUAGACUAAGCGAGCUGUUAGUGAUUCUUAGUAAGGAUUAUCUCUCUUUCUGAAAGGAGCAACCCCUUAAACCUCUACCCCCCCCCCCCCCCCCCCCCCCCCCCAUGAUUUACUAGCUGACUGAGGGGGGGAUACGUGACUGAUGUGCCCUUCACCACUGACCUGCCAUUUAUAUCAGUGAGACACCUACCGUAUAGCCCUAGACCCACAUUUACAAAGACUCUGAGGCGGUUUCCCGAACACAGAUUAAGCCAAGCCCUGGACAUGGAGAUUCUCCAUUGAGUUUACUUUUGAGUCCAGGACUAGGCGUAAUCUGUGUUCAGAAAACCGACCUUCAGAAUAGGAGAACAGAUCUUGUUUUAGGUCCCCCCCUGUCCAUAUAAUUCUAUUAAUUAUGAUCUUAAAGGCAACACUGAUCCUAUAUCAGCACUCCUACUCUGAGAAUCUUUGUGAAUACGGUUCUUGGAAUCAUAGAGGUAGGAAUUACUGACUGCACCCACUACCAGGCAGCACUUUGUUGUUGUUUUGGAUUACAUGCCUGAUUCAAUGGUUUGCUUGUUGCCCUUUUUAGGUCAACUGUGAUUGGAGGUGCAGGUCAGUGCUUGAAUAUAAUGCGACCUCUGAUACUAUCCAGCUAUUUUUAUCCAGUUUGUGAGUCUCUCUCAUCCAAGCCAAUGUCUCAUUUAUGCUCUGAUGCCACUGAUGGAGAAAACUCCAUUGACUGAGUACUCAAGUCAAUCGAAUAUGCAUUGUAUUCACACAGUGGCUCAUUUUCCUAUGGUCAAAUAAAAUUAUAGAAUAAUCACAGGUAGGUGUUUUCAGAAUAAGAAGUGUGUUGCCAUGGCAGCAGUUUGUAAACAAAGGCACUGUGUAAACAUUGCUACAGCGGGUUCACUGGGUUUGAGCGUUUAACCUCUUUCAGAUGGUUUUCCAUUUGUUUACUACUCCCCAUGAACACAGACACUGCAUGGUGGAUUUGAUAGAAUUCUAUUUGAUUCAUUUUUUGUGUCUCCCUCCUCUCAGCAGCGGGAGAGGUUUCUGAGGCACAGUGACACCGGCCCUGGCCCUGUCAGUGACUGGCCCUCUCCAGACCCGGCUGCCUCGCCCACAGAGACCCGGGCUGCCCAGGAUGGCAGUGCCAGCUGUGCCCGACCCCGGGCCUGGAGCGUCCGCACUUUCCAGGACUUCCUCCCUCCACUGCCCCAGUUACACAAGAAGUGGUGCAGUUGGAACUCCACCAGUCCCUUCACUAAGCUGGUGGACAGCGUUAGUAGCUCAUAUGUUAUUGGUCUUUCAGUAGUGUUGUUGAAUAAUAGUCACACCAUCAUAAACUGUAUUUCUUUACAUUUGAUAUUUAGCAGACACUUUUACCCAGAUUGAAUUACAGUCAUGUAUGUUUCUAUGUGGAUUAUUUUGAUAUCUCAUUUUUCAAGACUCAGCGCAGAUGCAAAAAACAAUGAGUGUCAUGUUGCAAUGCAGAUAUGUGCUGACUAGAUGUUGUUCCCCCCAGGCCCCAUCCAGCUUCGUGUCAGACUGCCGUGGGGAGGACAGCAGGAAGGUAUUCUCCGACCCCCAGCUGGAGACCCAGGACGACAGUAACGCCUCUGACUCCUCCAUGAGUAAUGCCUCGUACCCCCUCACCCAGCCCGCCCAGAGGCAGCGCCGCCUAAACUCCACGAGCAACAUGCGGCGCUCCCGCUUCACCGGGCCCUGCUUUGGCCUGCUCUCUGGGUCCAGUCCCUCAGAGAGCACCAAGACCCCCGGGGGCCCCCUCCUCCAGGCCUCCCCGUCCCAGCCCAGUAACAGUACCUCUGGGCAGGGGCAGCCGGAAGGGGUGCAGGGUGGGAAGCGCUGUGAUUUCCCAGCCGAGAACGACCACGUCAGUGUCCCUGUUUUUGCCAUCUGUGAGGAGGAGGACCGGCAGCCCCUGAUCCUGGCUGAGCACCUGGGCCAGUCCUCCAUGCUGAAUGGACUGAGCUGGGGGGUGUACGAGGCGAAGGGGCCUGCCGGCGGAAGCCCCAACCCUGGCCCUCAGAGCGCAGCCAAUGGCCCCCUCCUCCAGAGGGGGAGGUCAGAGUGGAGGCCAUGGGGGAGUCAGGCCUCAGGAGGGGCCAGUCCUUACCCUCUGCCUCACCCCUCUGACUCAUACACAGCCACCAAUACUAACGAGUUAAAGUCCACCUUUGUGCACAGCACAGCCAAUCAGAUCCAGAUGCCUUCCCUCAGCCAAUCAACAGUGCCAUGCAGUGUGACGGGCAAUGAGAUGUGA